Molecule: messenger RNA, 453 nt
Organism: Alternaria arborescens
Lineage: Eukaryota; Fungi; Ascomycota; Dothideomycetes; Pleosporales; Pleosporaceae
Exons: 1
Coding region: 1-453 (150 amino acids)
Source: RefSeq, a predicted model, not a curated record
AUGUACACAACAAUUCUAGAAUGGUUAUGGGGUAUCCCCAGCACAACGACCGACGGAAAAACAUACGACGAUCAAGGCAUACCAUACGUUCAACUCAACGAAGAAUACGAUUCAAAUGUUGAGCGAUCAUGGACCAACGACCCAAAGAAGCUAUAUCUUUCUGCUUGCUUCGAUCCAAAAGACGAAGUAAACGUAGCGAACGAUUACAACAUUGAUGGUCUCUGUCCGGUAGUCAAAGAAACCAAGGGCGACGAAUUUAUAUUGCGAGACGACAAGGGUCGAUGGUAUCUCUGGGAUGCAUGGGUUGGUGAGUUGAUGAAGUUUAGAGAUUGGUGGAUCGAAGGCUUCACAACAAAGGAAGAGUUAGUGGAGAAUCUUGUUUGCAAUAUGACCGAGGCGCAAGCGGACGUGGAAUUCAUCGAAAGAAAGCGUAGAGACAGUGUGGUAGACUAG